This is a messenger RNA of Hypoxylon fragiforme, 1694 nucleotides long. RefSeq names its product NAD(P)-binding protein. The record is from RefSeq and is a predicted model, not a curated record. NCBI's taxonomy places the organism in Eukaryota, Fungi, Ascomycota, Sordariomycetes, Xylariales, Hypoxylaceae. The transcript has 4 exons. The coding region runs from base 630 to 1592 and encodes 320 amino acids.
CUUUUAUUUAGUUUAUUUUGCAUAUCGAUGGUAUACCCAAUAUAGUUAAUGCAUACUUGGUAUCUGCCUACCUACUCAUCUGUCUUAUGAUCUUGGACCUUGUUGUCUUCUCCUGAAACAAACCUCUUAACAAACUUACGACCUACAUACUUGGCACCAAGCUCUGAUCGUCCCACGAGUACCGAAUACGAACCUAGUAGAAGGUAUGCUCUCACUAGGCUCGACUGGGCACUCACAUGUCUUUCCAUUUCUAAGCAUGAUUUCCAACAUCUUCGAAAUAAUCUUUUAUAUAGAAGCUGAGUGGAUGAAAUAUCUCGAUGCUCGGUAACGUCAUUUCACCUAGGUAGUUUUUGGUGCUGCUGGCAUCAUCAUGUAGAGGAUCAAUGUGGAGAUCUCGCAGAAGCUGACAAAUUGUAGAACUGUGACUGCUGCAUUUAUAAACGACGUACCACAAUAUACAGGCGCAUAUAAGGAAAUAGCUCUCCCGUGUCUUCCGAUCCCCCUCACCAUAGCUCAUAGACACGACCGAAAAGGGGCUAGAAUUCGUUAUUAAUUAUAUAUACACUAUCUAUAUACCAUAUCCUCUCCUAUUAAAGAAACUACGCCUUACAUUUAAUCAAUUUUAUAUCAUGUCGAAUGCCAUCAAAGUUGUCGUCGUGGGUGCCACCGGUAAAACCGGCCAAUCAAUCGUGGAUGGACUAUUAACAUCCGAGACGAACUUUGACAUUACUGCCGUGGGCCGCGCAUCCUCUAUCACCGGGGCCGCCUAUGAUGCGCUUAAGCAGCGCGGCGUCCGUGUCGAAGCGGCAGACCUAACUGGUCCGGAGGACGACCUCGUCAAGUUGCUGACGGGCGUCGAUGUGGUUAUCUCGACUAUAGUCUUCACGCGUCUGUAUGACCAGAUACAUCUCGCAAAGGCAGCUAAACGCGCCGGUGUGAAGAGGUUCGUGCCUAGCGAUUUUGGCACGCCGACUGCGAGAGGGGUGAUGAGAUUGCAUAAUCACAAAGACGAUGUUCUCGCGGCCAUCCAACGCCUGCACUUACCGUACACCAUCAUCGCCGUCGGGUGGUGGGCCGAGCAUUCCGUCCCAGCCGUACCGUCGGGUCGAACGGACAGCGCAGUUAGCCCUUAUUUCAACAUAGUCCCUGGCGACGGCACGACUCCAAACGCGUAUACGCACAUUUCGGACAUCGGCAGAUACGUCGCGAAGAUCAUAGCCGACCCGAGGACGCUGAACAAGAAGGUCUUCGCCUACACCGACGUGUACACUGCGAAUCAAAUUGCUGGGCUCAUGGAAGAACUGAGCGGGGAGAAGGCUGUGCAGAGACAUGUGACCGCAGAGGAAAUCAGCAAGGUCCUCGACUCGGCAAGAGCCAAGUUCGAAGCCAACCCUGAAGACAUCGCUGCGAGAAUAGAUGUGACGGUGAAUGAGUACAUACAGUCUUGGGGGUUUAGAGGCGACAACACCCCGGAAUUGGCGGAGUACUUCGGAUACCUGGACUUCAAGAAGCUGUAUCCGGGGGUCGGGGGGAAGACUCUGCGGACGUUUUAUCAGGAGGUUCUGGAGGGGGGGAGAAAAGAUGCUGCUUGAUGUGUAACAGGAAGGAUCUAUUUGUUUCUCGGUGUGUUUUGAUGGAAGUAGAUAUUUAAUUCGAUUUUAUAUAAGGGUGAGCAUUAUUCGCAUCUACUACGU